This is a messenger RNA of Aspergillus ochraceoroseus IBT 24754, 1491 nucleotides long. RefSeq lists its product as uncharacterized. The record is from RefSeq and is a predicted model, not a curated record. Bases 1 to 1491 code for a protein of 496 amino acids. NCBI's taxonomy places the organism in Eukaryota, Fungi, Ascomycota, Eurotiomycetes, Eurotiales, Aspergillaceae. The transcript has 2 exons.
AUGUCUGACAAUGUUAUCUCGCUAGGAGGCGCAAAUGGCGGCCCCGAGAACCCACUAAAGAUCAAAAGGCGGAAGCGGCUCCCUAUUUUCGAUAAUGAGGGUUCAGGCAAACAGAUGUUUUAUUUUGUCGACUCUAAUUCGUCCUCUCGGGAAAAGCGAGCACACGUAAUGCGCCACCAUGUUCAAGAGAAACGGAAACUACGAAAGCACCCACAAGUGCGGAAUGAGAGCGAAAAGAGGAUCAAUCGAUCGCUCCGUUAUCUCCCUUGGCAGCAGAAAACACUAGAUUUCCAGGAAAUGGAGGAUCCUGAGUCUACCGAAUCUCAGACCGGAAAUGAACUUGCAAUUUUGGCGCCUGAGCCGCACAGUCAGGAGCCCGCCUAUACACCAUCACCUGUUACGAUUCUUGAUGCAUCGAGAAAAGACCCUUUUAAUAGUUUGCCGCUCUGCGCACCUGUAGAUAUGGAACUGGCCGAUUAUUGGGCGAAUAAGCUCAGCUACUGGUCGGGCCAAAACAAGUGGAUGAAAGAUGUUGUCUUCAAGGGUUCCAUGGAUCACCCACUGUCUUUUCAGGCUGUCGUGCUUUCAUAUUGUGCGCGAUGGAAAGCGCAAUUAUACAACCAAAGUAAUAUCAGCGAGGUGAAAUAUUACUUGGGGUGUGCGAGAAAGAGCAUUGACGAUGCUAUCAAAGGGCACGUGCAGAUUGAUAGUGAUGGAUUGGCAAUGGCACUAGCAGGAAUGGCCUUGCAGGAAGACCGAUUCGGCAGUAAGGACGAGGCUAGGAAAUACGAAGAUCGCGCGGUUGAAAUCCUUAGAACUCGUACUCGAUCUAGCAGUGUUGCCGAAGUUUUCUUCCAUUAUUCACGAUGUGUUAUGAUGCCACCUCCAAGUCCUGUCGUGGAGGAUCGCCAGGAGUAUCUCGUCACUUUUCUCCGGAUGGCAGAAGAGUUAAUGCUGGCACACAGUACCGACACGUUUCUGACAUCUGUUCCCCAGCGCUGCGAAGCUUUUCAAAUGGACGGUCCAUUGUUCCCGUUGCUGUCGAGUGGACCGCGCCCCUCUCAGGUCCCUCAUGACUCGCGAAUAUUCGUCGUGCGCAACGUGCCUACCCAAGAGGUCACCCGCACUGCCGCCUUAAUCUACAUUACUACCACGCUUUGGGAUCUCCAAAAUUCUCCAAGUAAAACCGCGCGCUUCCUUACCCACCUGCACAAUAUCGUGAAGGAGCAUAACCUUGACCGGUAUCCUGCAUGUGAAACCUUUAUCUGGCUACUCCUCGAGGAGAGCUGCGAUUCCGACCUUAAGGACCCUGAACGGGGAUGGUCGACGGGUGAACUAUUGAAGAUGCAUAAACAACUCCGGCCGGACCUACAAUUCCAAUAUAACGAAACUCUGCUGAGCCUGCUGAUGCUCACUCCCCCGAUACGGGGAGUUGAUACGUUUGAGAAGGAAUUAUGUCCCUCCCUGGUGGAGGAUGAAAGCGAUCGUUGA